This is a messenger RNA of Megalops cyprinoides (Indo-Pacific tarpon), 3771 nucleotides long. Its product is annotated as guanine nucleotide-binding protein subunit beta-4. Gene Ontology annotation, cellular component: heterotrimeric G-protein complex; cytoplasm. Gene Ontology annotation, biological process: G protein-coupled receptor signaling pathway. Gene Ontology annotation, molecular function: signaling receptor complex adaptor activity; protein binding. The transcript is spliced from 10 exons. Bases 272 to 1294 code for a protein of 340 amino acids. NCBI's taxonomy places the organism in Eukaryota, Metazoa, Chordata, Actinopteri, Elopiformes, Megalopidae. The record is from RefSeq and is a predicted model, not a curated record.
AGUUUCUGUAUGGGUGUGGUGAUUAGAUUGCUGGGCAAAGAUUGAGUCAAAUCUUGUAUCAGUUAAUGUUGAGUAGUCCCAAACGUCUACAAAAUUUGACAAAAUUAACUGAAAUAUUUCAACAUUUCAGUUACUGCAGGGGCCAUGUGUGGAAUCUGAAGGUGGAAUUUUAAAGAACUGAUCGGAAGGCCGUGGACUGCUCAAAAGCCGAGUUCAGGUGUCAGCUGGUUCUGUGGAGCGGAUCGUGGACUGAACACAUCAGUGGGGGACAAUGAGCGAACUGGAACAGCUACGGCAGGAAGCGGAGCAACUGCGGAAUCAAAUCCGAGAUGCCAGGAAAGCCUGUAGCGAUUCCACUCUUUCCCAGAUCACAGCUGGUCUGGAUUCAGUGGGAAGGAUUCAGAUGAGGACGAGACGUACCCUCAGAGGCCAUCUAGCCAAGAUCUACGCCAUGCACUGGGGCACUGACUCCAGGUUGCUCGUCAGUGCCUCUCAGGAUGGCAAAUUAAUCAUUUGGGACAGCUACACGACAAACAAGAUGCACGCCAUUCCCCUGAGGUCCUCCUGGGUCAUGACCUGUGCCUACGCCCCCUCUGGCAACUAUGUGGCCUGUGGUGGCCUGGACAACAUCUGCUCCAUAUACAGCCUGAAGACUCGAGAAGGAAACGUGCGAGUCACUAGAGAAUUGCCAGGGCACACAGGCUAUUUGUCCUGCUGUCGUUUUCUGGAUGACAGCCAGAUUGUCACUAGUUCUGGGGACACCACCUGUGCAUUAUGGGACAUCGAGACAGGACAGCAGGCGACCACGUUCACAGGCCACACUGGUGACGUCAUGAGCCUCUCACUCAGCCCUGACUUCAAGACUUUUGUGUCGGGUGCCUGCGAUGCUUCAUCCAAGCUGUGGGAUGUCAGGGACGGUAUGUGCAGGCAGUCCUUCACCGGCCACGUGUCUGACAUCAACGCGGUCUGCUUCUUUCCCAAUGGAAACGCCUUCACCACCGGCUCAGACGAUGCCACCUGCCGGUUGUUUGACCUGCGGGCGGACCAAGAGCUCAUGAUGUACUCCCACGACAACAUCAUCUGCGGGAUCACCUCCGUAGCAUUCUCCAAAAGCGGUCGCCUCUUGUUAGCUGGCUAUGACGACUUCAACUGCAACGUUUGGGACACUCUGAAAGGAGAGCGCGCAGGUGUCCUAGCUGGUCAUGAUAACCGGGUCAGCUGUUUAGGAGUAACGGAUGAUGGCAUGGCUGUUGCCACGGGAUCUUGGGACAGUUUCCUCAGAAUCUGGAAUUAAUGUGCCGGGUGGGACCAAAGGUGAACCGUGCAUCCCCCGCCCAGUGCGGGGAGUCACUGCUGCAGCCCACAGCUGUGAGAAAGUAACAUUCUUUCUACUUUUACAAGUGUUUUUUUCUAUUGACUUACUACACAAAGCUUUCAGUACAUAGUCCAAUCAAACGAAGAGAUGAGACUAACCCCUGGUGACCCUUUGACUUUUGACAGGGAUUAGCAUGUUACCAUGGUUACCAAGAAGCUAGGAGCCAGUCAUUGUGUAAUAUGUGUAUAUAUAUGAAUAUAUGCAUCAUAUAUAUGCAUAUAUAAUGUAUAUGUAUGUAUUUUUUGUUAAGUUUAUUGGCCACCCUUCUAUUGUUUUUUGCCUUAUUUACAAUUUUGAUGUACACAACAUACACACAGUACUAGUCAAUGCCAGUAGCAUCACUUUUACCUAUUCACAUGAAUAUGUUGAUCUGUGAGUAUGCAUGUGUAGGUUUCAUUAUACACAAGCAUUCAAGCACGCACAGAAACUCCUUCAGUAGAAUUAAUAUUUUAAAUUUUGUAGGCAUGUCCCCACUGACAGACUUCACUUUACCUGGAACAUCAGUCAGUGGGUGUUCCUCACAUUUAUAGGGAGACAUCCCCUACAUAAAUUCCGGUAGAAGUUGCUUGGAAGCGAUGCUGGUGGUCUGCGGUGUUGCGGACUUCAUUACUGAACGCCAGUCCGCAAACAAAUACCACUGCAUUCAGAGACACAGUGGCCUGUUGCCUUGAACAGCUCACUGGUAGAAUUACCUUAGUCUUUUAUCUACUGGUUUGCUCCAAGGCAAGUAUUCCAUCAUGCGGAAUUACUUCAAAAGAACCGCAGUGUGGCGUACAACACCUGUGUGGACAUGGCACACAGAUGAAGCUUUGGUAUCUGUGUCCACCCUCCCCCCCUCAGUGGAGCAGUCAGAGGCCUGGUGCCUUGCCGUCCCACCAGUCCACUGGGCGCAGCCCAGGGCAGGUGCUGACCCCUGACCCACCUGAUCAGCCUUUCACACCAGAGACGGCCUAAGAGCUUUUGGACUGCUCGAGUUCCAGAUUAAGGCCAAGUGGCAGCAGUCAGCAAAUUAGAAUGAUGUUGGACGACUAGAAGAAGCAGCUUGUGGCAGCUGUUGACGUUGGUGUGAUUGAUACUUUUGUUUGUUGGGGUUUUGUCUUAAUCAACCUUAGUAAGAAGACCACGUAUAGCCUGGUUCCAAGUGUAGUUUAUUCAAUAGCGUGGAGUGCCAACGCUGGGUCGUAGACUGUAAAUGCACCUCUGUAGUCACAUACUGGUUUCCCAGCACAUACAUGUUGCUAGCAAACAUGUCAAAGAACACUUUAUACAGAGAACUAUACAGUGCAUCCUUAGUCCUACUGUAACCAAGGAAACACAUGCAACUUUUUGCCAUUCCAUGAAGUGUUGCACCAUGUAAUCCUGUUAGUUAGUUUGUUGUUGUACAUCGGAAAAAAUCUUAGUGCCACCUCUCCAUAAGAGUACCAUGGUAGGAGGGUGCCUUUUGUUACUGUUCGUUAAUGAACAGUCACAGCAGCACUGAUCAUUUUAAGUGGAGGCACAGUAGUCAGAUCUAGAUAGAAUUGCACAAGUGCUGAUAACUGACUGAGCACACAGUUUUUAGCCUUACAUCUUAAAUAGGAACAUAUACACAUUUUAUGUAUGCAUAUACAUGUAUGUAUAAUGUGUAUAUAUACAUGUGUUGUAAUAUGCACGCACAUGUAUGUGUUAUGUGCAAAUCCCUGUGCAGGCUCACAUUUAAAUGCACUUGCCUUUUUAAGUGGUUUGUAUUUGACUGGACUGUGGCCAAAUUGCUCUGAACCCCACUUUGCCUUAGUGUUGAAACUACACACCACCCUCACUCAGCACCACUCUUCGCUAGAGCUUGCCUUUAUUUUUUUCUUCUCCCACCUGCAGAGUGUGGUGUCCUGUCCUAAGUCGACUGCGCGGUGUCGACACUGCCUCGUGCUGGAUCGCUUUGCCAGCAGCCCAUUUGAUAUGAAAUAAGUCGCAUUUCACAGAGCAUUAAACACUUAAGUGGAGCGCCAAAAAAAAGUGAGGAGUCCUCCUCCAUUCUUACAAAAGCCGAAUGUCUGCUUGGGGGUGAAAAUAGUGUGUCAUCAGCAGUCAGACCCUCUUGCUAAUGCCCUGAAAGUAGGUUGCCUUACUAAUGUGCCAGUUGAAAUGUCAACAUGGGAAAGUAUUCAAAUGGGACAUUCACAUAGAGGUGUACAGACUAAAUUCCAUUCUGUAAGAAACACUAAAUGAAGCUAUGGGGUAUGAUGCAACAACUAUGUCGUGGUAGAUAAAAUUGCUACUGAAUUGCAAAAUACAGCUCAUUAGAUCCCAGUCAGUCCUGUAAAUUAUUGUAUCAAGUCAAAUACAUUGGUUGCUUUCUACAGUUAGUACAAUUUUUUUAUUGUAUUUAUUGAUUACAACAACAUCCUUACAAUCAUUUA